GGCUUCCGCUUGUCCAACUCUCGCCUCGGCGGGAACCAACGCGCUUCGGAAGCGGAGGAAAGUGAAAGCGAGGAGCGGCUGGUGAUGACGAAGGUUGGAAGGAGAAAGUCGGCGGCGGCGGGGGAGGAAGAGAGGAAAGUGCGCGUGCGCGCGCGCGCCUUUCGCUGCCACCGCUCUCUGACGACUCCGAUCGCGUUCGCGGGCGCGGUGUGUGCGACGCGGCGGCGAGACGGCGUGGUGCGCCUCGCCAGAGAAUGCACGGCGACGGCCGAUACCGGAUGAGCGCCGUUCCUUCCCGUCGUAGUCACUGCUUCUGACGCGCCUCCGCGCGGCUCUUGAGCUUCCCGUGACGCCGCUCUCCCUUGGACGGACGCGGGGCUACAAGGAACGCGCCACGGAGGCAUGCAUCCCGGAAGCACGAUGGCAACAGACGCCGAAGCCGGGAAUCCUGUCGUUCAACGGAGCAUCAGUUCGCUACCAACGACGAAGCGAUGUCUCCGCCUGGACCGAACGCCCCUGGAGAGAAUCCUGCUGUUGCUUCUGGUGGUGAUGACGUCAGUGUGUGCUAUUAUGCUCAUCCUUCUGGCCAGGCCGCCCACGCCACAGCAGCGGGUGCCGUUGAACGACGAGACACCCAGCAACGCAUCUAGUACAAGGAAAGAGUGCUUCGGCGCAGCAUGCAAAAGCGUGUGUAUCACGGAGGCCUGCGUUAAAGCCGCGGCCGCCAUACUGCGGAACAUGGACCCCAACGUGGACCCGUGCUCGGACUUCUACGACUUCGCGUGCGGCCGCUGGAAACAGUACCACGUGUUGCCGCCCGACCGGCCGCACUCGGACACGUUCGCCGUCAUGAAGGACGAACUCAAGGUACUGCUCAAAGAGCUGUUGGAGUCGCCGAUCGACGCAUCCGACAGCAACGCCACCAUCAACGCGAAGAACUUUUACACGUCCUGCCUCAAUGAGACCGUGAUCGAGGCCCUGCGUGAGAAGCCGCUGCUAGAUCUGCUGCAGACCGUCGGCUCGUGGCCCGUCAUCACGCCUAACUGGACGGAGGAGGGCUUCGACUGGCUCAACCUGACGGCCGUCAUGCGCAGGCACAGCAACGACAUCCUCUUCGCGCAGUGGGUCUCCGCGGACAGCAAGAACUCGACCGUCAACGUUAUACACCUGGACCAGGCCGAGACGGGUCUUCCGAGCCGCGACUACUACAUUCGCGGGACGCAGCAGGUGGAGGCCUACCUGCGGUUCAUGGUCUCCGUGGCGCAGCUGCUGGGAGCCAAUCGGACCACGGCCAUGCGCGACAUGGAGGACGCCCUCAUGCUGGAGGCCAGGCUGGCCAACCUGACGGAACCAAGCGAGCUGCGGCGCAACUUCACGGCCAUGUACAACAAGUGGACGGUACAGGAGCUACAGACGAGGAUCCCUCUGGUGAACUGGACGCACUACUUUGAAGUCGUCAUGCCCAUGGAUAUACCACUUUCCGAAGAAGUUGUCAUCUUCGCACCGAAGUACAUCAAGGCGAUGUCUGAGCUUCUCCAAACUGUUCCCAAAAGGGUGGUGGCUAACUACAUCCUGUGGCGCUUCGUCUCGAAGCUGGUGGGCAGCUUGGACAAGCGGUUCGUGGACAAGCAACAGGAGUACUACGGCGCCAUCUACGGCACCCAGUCGACGCCCCCGCGUUGGAAGAGCUGCACGCUUCUGGUCAACAAGAAGAUGGGCAUGGCCGUCGGGGCUCUCUUUGUGCGGCGGCACUUCAACGACAAGAGCAAAAAGAAGGCCGAGGAAAUGAUCAAUGACAUCAAGGAGGCGUUCUUGGAAAUUCUAAUGAAUGUUGACUGGAUGGACAACGAAACCAGGGAAGUGGCCAGAGAAAAGGCCGAGCUUAUGACUCAGAAGAUAGGAUACCCUGAGUACAUAUCAGCUCCGCAAGAACUGGACAAAGAAUACGAGGUAGAGUUCAGACCCGACACAUACUUUGAGAACAUCAUCAAGAGCCUUCGCCACAGCGCACUGAAGAUCGAAAUGAAGCUCAGGAACGACGUGGACAAAAACGAGUGGAUCACUUACCCCGCCGUCGUCAACGCGUUCUACACGAGAUCGAAGAACUUCAUCAGUUUUCCGGCCGGAGUGCUGCAGCCUCCUCUGUACCACCAGCACUAUCCCAAGUCUGUCAAUUACGGCGGCAUCGGCGUCGUCAUCGGGCACGAGAUAACCCACGGCUUCGACGACAAAGGACGUCAGUUCGACCAACAUGGCAACCUGAAGCAGUGGUGGAAACCUGAGGCGCUCAACUUGUUCCACUCCAAGGCGCAGUGCAUGAUUGAUCAGUACAGCAGAUACGUAUUGCCUGAAGUCAACAUGGCCGUCAACGGUGUAAACACCCAAGGUGAAAACAUCGCUGACAAUGGAGGCGUCAAGCAAGCGUUCAAAGCGUACAAGAGCAGCGUGAAGCGCUGGGGUCCCGAGCCGCACCUGCCGGGCCUGAACCUGACACACGACCAGCUCUUCUUUCUGACUUACGCCCAGAUCUGGUGUGGCACCACGAGGCCAGAGCACGCCGUCAAUACCAUCCGCACCGGAAACCACAGUCCAGGACGCUUCAGGGUUGUCGGCGUGGUGUCCAAUUCCGUUGACUUCGCCAGGGCCUACCACUGCAAACCGGACAGUCCCAUGAACCCAACGAAGAAAUGCGUCGUCUGGUAGAAAAAACAGCAUUACGCACCCGGACGGGGCCGAAAUCGGCGGAUGUUUCACCACUGCAAACAGAACUUUUCCGUCGGGGCUUAUCCCGCGGACGCUCGUCGCGUUCCUGACCGGCGCCAUCGCGACAAGGAUACGUCCUGCAGAAGUUCUGUCCUCAAGUCUACAGCUGUCGAAGCCUUCCCACACAUACUUGCCCACACUGAUCGCUUGCCGAGUCCUCACAUCAUCGCAACAAAAGUUACGCCCUGCCUCGCCAAGACCAUGCAGCGUUAUGAAAGCUCUAGCUGGCUUCAGCCAAUCAGGGGCAGAGUUAACAAAUCUCUCUUCAAGUAAUAACGGUUUCCGAUUCACCUUCGCCCGUCUGGCGGCCAGCCACGGAAAACAAACUACAUGCUUGCGAACAAAGAGGGAAUUGCGGCAAGCUUGGAUAGGCUUGUGCAGAAAGGACUAAAAGUAAUAUAAGUGGGUUCAUGCACGGUCUAUCGACGUGCUAUAUGUUUAGCCUUGUCUUUUGACCAAGCUUGUGCCAGCGAAUUCGUAUAAACUCAGCUCAGUACUUCCACAGCCCAGCUCGCACACGUCAUAGUUUUAGAGGUGCCGUCACUUUUGCUUGCAUCAGCACAGGCAUCAGUCCCGCCAUAUUUCCUUUGAGGCACGUUCUGGAGCAUGUAUGUAGCCGACGUACGGUACAGUAAUCAAGGCACAGACCUGCUAAUGACUAACCUUCCUUGCGCAUAUCUUUUAACAUCCGCUCUCUUGAAUUCCUGACGCCAGCUACAGCUUUACAAAGCGCUGCACGGUUUUUAUGUGGUAGUAUAUACAGUUGGAAGCGGGAGUUUUGCGGUCGAACAAGGAGCUGUUCCAGAUCUCACUCGGCUCCGUUCCCCAUUUACCGGCCCAUACAUUUUCGUCGCGGUAUCCUUUCUAAGGUUGCAUAUUUUCGUAUUCAGAGGCAACCGUUACCGGCGACUGCCUCAAGUAAUUGUAACAAACGUGCAGGUUUUGAUGUUUUGUUUACUUGUCACGAGGAGCACCUCAUGCGUAAUAUCACCGCCAGGCGUCGUUUAUGCCCUUAUCAGCACAUUGUUACCCUUCAGUGUUAAAAUACGCACUUUUAUACAUCUUACCAUACUACGAGUGCGUAGCCACACAUCCAUCAUGACGACUUCGAGUGGUGAAAAGUGCCCGUGAAUCGCUUGCAUCGACGACGUCAGGACCGCCAUCAUGGCGACCCAAAUGCAUAUUAGAAGGCAGCGCUCAUGUCUCAUCCACUUAUUUAUUCAAACAGAGCAGUGGAUAUUAAACAGGUCAUGGGCCCCCAUGUGGCCGAAUGUGCAAGGCGCCGCAUAACAAGACAGUUUGUGGACUUACUGUCGCGGACAUAUGUGGACUGAAACAAGGAUAAACUUCUCUGUACACACACUAAAGCAGUAAGAGAGGAUCGCAUACAUGCGCUCGUCACUUCUUGUUCACAACUCCAACUUCUGAGCUUGAUUGUUGGCAAUUCAAUUCUGUUGCCUGAUUAGUCAUUUUGUCGAUCCUUUUCUUAAACGGCAAGUGAAUAUAAACCUCGUAAAGGUGCCAAUGAUACCUCACAUCUUUAUUAAAACGUAGAAAGUGGGAAAAUAAGUUGCCCACAGGCAGGUUAUCUACAAAUCACGAUUAGAAGAUAAACAUUCCGAAGGAAAGUUCGUGUCGGAAGACGAAGCUAGAUACCGGUGAGCCUUCAGACGAUUAAGCUACUCUUAGUGCUUGUUUUUUUUUUUUCAUUCAAUAUUUAUUUUCUCAUAUUAGCAUGAGUCGGCGUUGCUGUUGGUAACGUAAGUCUGAACGCCAUUUCCCUUAUUAUGUAAAAAAUGUUUUGUUGUUGCGAUAUCCUUUCGACACUUCUGCCAUAGUAAUACACCUAGUCCGUUAGGGUGAGUUGUGUAUACUUCAAAAGUGAGACAGAAGGGAAAGCAUUGUUCAUAGCAUUGAUUUAUUGUCAAGUUUUGCCCUUAUACACUUUUCAGCAUUCAUUUAAGGAAAAAAAUUACAUCGUGUGUCUUAUUAUUGGGUUAUUUCAAGGCGACCUUGUUGUGAACCGCAACUGGACAGCAAAUGACAAUACUCAUUUGCAUUAUACCAGUAUUUCAAGAUUCUUUCUCGUGUUAAAAGAAAACGCAAUGCAGAAUCUUUGUAAAUGUCUGGCCACACAAUGGUGCGCAAAGAAAUGUGUAAAACCGGUCCUAGGUUUUAAAAUUGCUCCUACAGAAUUGGCUUUGCAUACCUUCGGUGGAAAGGGCUUUUGCUAGCUUUUAGAAUGUAGGCGUAACAUUUUUUCCCUUGGAUUUAUAACCCCAAACCACGGCACUCAGUAAUUAUUGGUGGAAUCGCAGACAUCACAUCAUCUUCACGUUAUUGAGGUCCAUUUCGAGCACGAAAAUUGCAUCAAUAUUGACAGGCUGAACGCUAUUGACUCAGGAAUGCAAGAGAAAUUCCUUUAUUUAUUAUUUUAUUUUGGGGGGAAACGAUGGGCAAGACACCACCAGAAGCUACUAGGAAGACACUACUAGAAGCGUGUUCUGCCAUUUAGCUUAACCUAACGCUUCCUUUUUCCAACUACAGCAAAAAUCAACAGUGCAGAGGCUACACUCCAGACAAUUCAUGUUUGACGCAUAACACCGACUGCUGUGAGAUCACUCUCUUAAAAGCUGUCUUUUACGACGCCGACUAGAGCGUGUUUGUAUGCUUUAUGCACUGUUCUGUAUGACCAUAUCGGUGAUCUUUUUUCUUGUUACAAAAUGUAAAAAUGAAGGCAAGAAAAAUGGUGACACUUCCAUGUUAAAAAAAGAAUGUUGUUGGCUGAUGUGCAUUGUUAAACACCAUUGGUUUCAUUACUGGCCAAUGUUUGCGGCCGCCAUUGCCUAUUCGCCAGACAUUUUUGUUAUCCUGACGUGCAUGACCUCCGAGAACUGAAAGCAUGCAAAGUCGGCGGCCACAUUCCCGGAGGUCAGGUAACUUGCAUUUUUACAUAGUUUUUCAAUGUCACCCCAUAAUAGCACAUUUGUUAUUUUCCUCUCUCGCUUUAUUUCCUAUUUGUUGUAUUUUCGUGCAGUCACCUCGUCAAAUUUGCAAGGCAGUUUGCUUAUUUUUGAUGCCAGAAGAGUUGCGAUCACUCUAUUCUUGUUGCUGUUGUCGUCAUUAAACCAUCUCUUUGUUUUUGUUAUUUAAAUAUCAGUCAAAAUCGUAUAUGUUAUUAUACACGCUGUUAGCCUGUCCAUCUUUGAAAAGAGAAAAGAAUUAAGCCACUAGUUUAUGCACGCCUUCACACCACGAAAACAGCAACGUUAGAAACCACACAAUUCAUUCCCGCUAGUUCCUUCUCUUCAUAUUUAUUAUUUUCUUAUUGUUCAAAUGCUUUAAAGUUUGCGGAUGCAUUCUCCGCCUCGUUCCUCCUACGCUCAUCACAAUUAACUUGCGUGUUUGUUACUGGCACAGAUCGAUGCCAGAAAAGCACUCCUGAUGGCAUUUCUUGUGUCGAAUGCUCUUUUCAGACGCUUGCAGAGGCGACAUAUGCUUGCUUAACUUGCAUAAAAGUCAUCAUAUCACCCAUUAUUUGAGCAGUAUUCAUUCGUUGCAACGGCAUCAGAAUGUCGGCGUUGAGGGGUUUUUAAAACUUCGCAUUCCCGCACUGUACACAUCGAUGUCACUUAUACUUCACUUCCCCCCCCCCUUAUAUUUGACGUCAUAUGCUACAUAACAGCGCACAGAGCGAGGCUAUAGUUACCGCGCAGUGCGAGAUGAACGAGGGAGUCAUUCCGACAGUCAUACAUAUGUAAAACAGUCAUCGUUGUAUACUGCAAUCAUUACCUGUGUACCUGUGGAAGGCACACCUACAGUCAUCCGUUCGCUUUACAACACGUGUUGAAAGAUUCGUUAAGGAAACCCUGUUUUUUGUAUACCUGUUACCUUCUUCACGUGAAAAUAAAGCGUUUGAUUUUUUGGUUC
Messenger RNA from Dermacentor andersoni, 6693 nucleotides. Its product is annotated as neprilysin-1-like. Gene Ontology annotation, molecular function: metalloendopeptidase activity. Gene Ontology annotation, cellular component: plasma membrane. NCBI's taxonomy places the organism in Eukaryota, Metazoa, Arthropoda, Arachnida, Ixodida, Ixodidae. The record is from RefSeq and is a predicted model, not a curated record. Gene Ontology annotation, biological process: protein processing.